GCGGCCGAGGCGCGGAGGAUCGCGGCGGGCGGUGAGGCUCCCCCGGUGCGGCCGCGCCGCUCCCGAGCCCCUGGCGCCAUGGGGGAGCCGCGGUUCCUGCAGGCCGAGUGCGCGUUCCGGCCCGGGGCACACACGGUGCGGGUGACCCUGACCCGCACCGCGUUGCGGGUGGAGGUGGAGGCUCACGGCACCAGCGACCUGUGGAGGGGCGAGUUCGAUGCCGCCUUCAUCGAGGACCUGACCCGCAAAACGGGGAAUUUCAAGCAGUUUGGCAUUUUCUGCAGCAUGCUGGAGUCGGCACUGACACAGAGCAGCGACUCCGUCAGCCUGGAGCUCCUCACCUUCGCCGACCUGGAGACCCUGCAUAGCCGGAAAGUGGGAGCAGUCACCCGGCCUCCCCCUUCCACCUCUUCCCCCCUCAACUCCAAGCGCUACCUCAUCCUCAUCUACUCUGUGGAGUUCGAUAGGAUCCACUACCCACUGCCACUGCCCUACGCGGGGCGGCCGGACCUUGUGGCGCUGGUGCGGGAGCUGCAGGAGCAGCUGGGGCAGCUCCGGGCCCGGCGCCUGGAGGAGACGCAGCACUUGCGGGACGCGCUGUGGAAGGCACUGGAGGAGAAGCGGGCAGCAGAGACCCGGCACCAGCGCGAGUACCGGCAGCUGGCUGCAGAGCUGGCCCAGGCAAAGGCAUCAGAGCAGAAGCUGCAGCUGCGGGUGAAGAACCUGACAGCUGAACUGGCCUCCUGCAGGAGGGGCCGCCAGAAAUCUGCCAGCCCGGCCCCACGUGCCCAGGAGCGACGCUCGGCAUCCCUGGAGAGCCACAGGAGCAGCCGGAGCCACCCCUCGCCGAAGUCCCUGUCGCCUGCAGGCUCCCGCCCACCACGCUUCGACCCCACUGCCUUUGUCAGGGCCCGCCAGCGCCGGCAGAAGGAGGCUGAACUCAGAAACCAGCGGCGUGGAGUGGCUUCUGGCAGCAGCAGCCCGGCGAGGAGCCACAGGCGCAGCUCGUCUGCUGAUAGCUCCCGGAGCUGGCGCCUGGGAGGGAGCCCUGGCAGCAAAGCCCAUGAGCACCCCGAGCCCGUGCCCUGCAGGGACAGGAGAGUGACCCGUACACGGAGACCCCUGAGCACCUCGCUCUGCAAUGGCCCCUGUACGGUGCCUCGCCCAGCUGCCAGCCACAAGCUGCCAGUCUGCAGGACUGCUGCCAAGCGCCCUGGUAAAGAGAACCUCUCCAAGGAGCCCUCAGCUGAACUGGCUGAGAUCGAUGCCCGGCUGCAGGCUCUGCAGGAGUACAUGGACAGCCUGAACACCCGCAUAUGACCCCCUCCAGGGACACACGCCCUCUCCCUGUGUCCUCUGGAGUUUUGCUACAAGUGUCCCCCCAAAUAAACCCUUAUCUGGCCCCA
Molecule: messenger RNA, 1406 nt
Organism: Vidua macroura (Pin-tailed whydah)
Lineage: Eukaryota; Metazoa; Chordata; Aves; Passeriformes; Viduidae
Gene: CCDC61
Product: coiled-coil domain containing 61
Exons: 14
Coding region: 79-1320 (413 amino acids)
Cellular component (GO): centrosome
Source: RefSeq, a predicted model, not a curated record